Messenger RNA from Tripterygium wilfordii, 3165 nucleotides. Its product is annotated as protein ALTERED PHOSPHATE STARVATION RESPONSE 1-like. Lineage: Eukaryota; Viridiplantae; Streptophyta; Magnoliopsida; Celastrales; Celastraceae. The record is from RefSeq and is a predicted model, not a curated record. Bases 587 to 2914 code for a protein of 775 amino acids. The transcript is spliced from 8 exons.
AGGGAAAGUGAGAGACUUUUUGGUGGUGGUAGGUGGGGUCCACAUGCACCGUCUUUCUUUCCGAAUGCCUUAUUUGCAUGGAAGUAGCACCAGCAGCCAUUCCCAUCACCCACGACUCCCUCCAGAUUCGCUUCCCCCGUCUCUCUAUCUCACAACUACAAUCACUUAUUACUUUCUCUGAAUGGGUCUUUCCCUGAAUUUCAUACUCUCUGUCCGUGCAAAUCUGACUACUGAUUUCAUCUAUCUGGCUCAGAUUCUGAUAGGUUUUACUGAUUAACGGGCUUUCGACUUGAUCUGUUUUGAUGCAAUUUUGAUUCAGUGUACUGGAACUUCUUCUUUGAUAAGUGUUUCUUGGUUUCUGAAGCCUUUUUGUUCGAAGAUAGAAAUAUGAUAUUAUUUCUUUUGUUGAUUCAAAUCACCCCAGGUUAAUUGUUCCUGAGACUGCCUUUUUCAAAUUCACGUGGCCUUUAAUUCCUAGGAUUCCCUCUUCAUUUGCUGGAACUAAUCGGAGUCUUUAACUUUUAGUAAGAAAGAGGCUAUGUCAUGAUCAAUUAAUUGGGUGGAAAGUCAAGACAACCUUUGAACAAUGGGGGCAACACAUUCUAAAAUAGAGGAAGAUAAGGCUCUACUGCUGUGUCGUGAAAGAAAGAAGUUUGUUCGGCAAGCACUUGAUGGGAGGUGUUCGCUAGCAGCUGCUCAUAUUGCAUACAUCCAGUCUCUGAAACUCACUGGAACUGCUCUCAGGAAAUUUGUUGCACCUGAAGCUCCAAUUGAAUCUUCCUUGUACACUUCCACUACUGCAACACCAGAGCCACUUGCUUUAACUGAGAAGUCUCUUUCUCAGUUCUCGUUUUCGUCCCCAACUUUGUCACAACCUGUUGAAGCGACUGAAAACCUUUCUCCAUCUCCAUCUCCUCCCAGCUCUACUCGUUUUCAGGUAAAUCAUAUGAGAUUUAGCGGUUUCUCUUCCAAUAAAGUCGAAGAGAAACCUCCUUUACCUGUUACAGGAACAGUAACCUCAUCAAGUACUCCACAAAAUGUAACGCCUCGUUCCACUGAUAAACCAGAAACUUCACCAUUUGGGGGUUCUUCCAAUACUUCCGGAACUCCCCCUUGGGAUUACUUUGGUUUUUUCCAUCCCAUUGACCAUCAGUUUUCUUUUCAAGAAGGAAAGGGAAUGAACCAAGGAUUCGAAAAUCUGGAUCAUAUAAGAGAGCUUAGGGAAGAGGAGGGAAUCCCUGAGCUGGAAGAUGAGGAAGAGAAGGCAUCUUCUCAUGAAAGGGAAGAAUCUCAGGAUUCAGAAGAUGAAUUUGAUGAGCCCCCCACAGAUACUUUGGUUCGAAGUUUUGAAAAUCUUAAUAGGGUGCAUGAUCAUGAUGUCCCUAGUGCUUCACCUACCAUGCCUUCCAGUGCAAGUGUUGCUUCAGAAUCUGAGUUAUUGAAUGGGGAGAAAAGUAACUCGCCUGUUUUAUCACCAUUAAGAACACCCUCCUCGGCAGUUACUAAUGCAAUGGACACAAAGGAAACACCCAUGAAAAAAGAUGGUGCUGCAAACAAGGUUGCCCCAAAGGACUUCCUUUCAAGCAUGAAAGACAUUGAAUAUCUCUUUACAAAAGCUUCCGAUUCUGGGAAAGAGGUGCCUAGGAUGCUUGAAGCAAAUAAGCUGCAUUUCCGUCCAAUAGUUCAGGGCAAAGAAAGUGCGUCGGUGAGUUCUACAAUCUUCAAGGCCUGUUUCUCUUGUGGGGAAGAGCCUAGACAAGUUCAAGAAGAGCCUCCUCAAGAUGCUGUAAAGUACUUAACUUGGCAUAGGACCACAUCAUCGCGAUCAUCUUCAUCUCAUAACCCUCUUGGAUUAAAUACUGGCGAUGAUUCAGAGGACCUUGCCAAUAACCUUUUCAAUAACUUUUGCAUGAUAUCUGGUAGUCAUGCCUCAACCUUGGAUAGGCUAAAUGCAUGGGAGAGGAAGCUCUAUGAUGAAGUGAAGGCUUGUGAGAUGAUAAGAAGGGUGUACGAUUCCAAGUGCAAGAUUCUGAGGCAACUAGAAUCAAAUGGGGAAAGCUCCAACAAAAUUGAUAAAAUCCGUGCUGUUGUUAAAGAUCUACACUCCAGAAUCAGAGUUGCCAUUUACAGAAUUGAUUCAAUAUCAAAGAGGAUUGAGGAAUUGCGGGACAAAGAGCUCCAGCCGCAGCUCGAGGAGUUGAUCAAAGGACUAAGUCGGAUGUGGGGAGUUAUGCUUGAGUGCCACAAACUACAGUUCCAAAUCAUCUCAAUUGCAUACAACAGUGGCAAUUACAAAAUCUCUAUACUGUCAGAAUCACAUCGCCAUAUUGCAACCAAUCUUGUGAAUGAACUGAGCUGUCUGUCUUUAAGUUUCACAAAGUGGAUUGGUUCUCAGAAGUCUUAUCUGCAAGCUAUAAAUAAUUGGCUUCUGAAAUGCGUCUCUAUCCCUCAAAAAUCUUCCAGGAGAAAAAGGAAGCAACAAGCCCCUAACUUGAAAAACUUAGGCCCUCCAAUAUAUGUUACCUGUGGUGACUGGAUGGAGAAACUUGAUGGUUUGCCUACCAAGGAGGUUGUAGAAUCUAUAAAGUGUUUAGCAGCUGACACGACUCGCUUUUUGCCUCGCUUGGAGAAGAAUCAGGGGAAACUUGAUAAUGGUAGUGAGUCGGCUGUUAACCUAUUGAGCGAUGAAGCUUCAGAAGACUGGAUUUCAGGCUUUGAUUGUUUCCGAUCAAGCUUAACGGUAUUUCUUGGUCAGUUGAAUAACUUUGCAGAAUCUUCUGCAAAGCUGUAUACAGAACUUCAGACUUCCAUAGAAAAUGCUAAAACUAAUUAUGAAAAAUGGAAGGUGCAAGCAGAAGCCUUUGAGUUGGAAAGAAAGGACAAGGAUACAGAGAAGGCAAGAGGAAUUGCUUGAGUUUUCAUUGCAAUGCUUCAGAAUGAAUCCAAUUACAUGAGUUAUCUUCACAGGAGACUUAGAUUGGAUCUGUAUGGAGGAAGAAUGACCCAAUAAAGGGUAUCUGAUUCAUGUAUUGAGAAUGGGGUUGAUUUGGUUACUGAGCUUCGACAGAGAGGAAUGAAUCAUUUUCUGUACUCAGAAUCUGUAUAUCUUGUGUUUUACAGAAUAUAGGAAAUCAUAUAAAAUUUCAGUCCCUUCUUUUCUUCCUC